Messenger RNA from Cladophialophora psammophila CBS 110553, 516 nucleotides. RefSeq lists its product as uncharacterized. The transcript has a single exon. NCBI's taxonomy places the organism in Eukaryota, Fungi, Ascomycota, Eurotiomycetes, Chaetothyriales, Herpotrichiellaceae. The annotation marks the transcript as partial. The record is from RefSeq and is a predicted model, not a curated record.
AGAAGAAUUGAGACAGUGAUUAACUUACAAGACCGUCGCUCCAAUCCCCUGGGUAUACACUUAGGCCAUCGAUAUGAAGGUUCUAAUGCUGUAAUAUACGGCGGUACACGGUUUCCAGCCCACCAGCGAGAUCCAGUGCUGUACUAUGAGCCAACAACGCAUCCAGGGGCAUUUUUACCACAUGCGUGGGUGGGGCUGAGAACCUAUCGAAUACCGACAUUGGAAAUUUUGGACCAUGGUUGCUUCGGUCUCAUCGUCGGCAUUGGUGGGGAGCCUUUCGUGACUGCCGCAGAGGAGGUCAGCCGGGAGUUUGAUGUAAAGCCCUCUGUUUAUAAGGUUGGGUGCCGUUGACCAUACGACGACGUGCUGGGAGAAUGGAAUGCUAUCAAAGAGAUCAGCGAUUGGGGCGCGUUGUUGGUCCGACCUGAUCGCCAUAUAGCGUGGCGCUGUGUUAGUCGUCCUGUGGAUGUCGUGGAUGCCUUGCGAUCGGCACUGAAACAAAUUUUCGCUCAUGAC